Molecule: messenger RNA, 3087 nt
Organism: Arxiozyma heterogenica
Lineage: Eukaryota; Fungi; Ascomycota; Saccharomycetes; Saccharomycetales; Saccharomycetaceae
Gene: KGD1
Product: alpha-ketoglutarate dehydrogenase KGD1
Exons: 1
Coding region: 1-3087 (1028 amino acids)
Biological process (GO): tricarboxylic acid cycle
Cellular component (GO): oxoglutarate dehydrogenase complex; mitochondrion
Molecular function (GO): oxoglutarate dehydrogenase (succinyl-transferring) activity; thiamine pyrophosphate binding
Source: RefSeq, a predicted model, not a curated record
AUGCUUAGAUCGGUUUAUUUGAGCAGGAAUACAAAAUCAGUGUUUACUUUAUCCAAACUAGCAAAGGGUUCCCUCUUGAGGAGAUCCAAUCUAACUUCUACAUUUUCUAGAAGUAACUUCUGUCAACACAGAACUAUUAUUACUGGAACUGACACCUUUUUAGCCACUUCUAAUGCCCAGUACAUAGAUGAGAUGUACGAAGCAUGGCAAAAAGACCCAUCAUCAGUACAUGUUUCUUGGAAUGCUUACUUUAGUAAUUUAAAGAAGUUAGGAGAUAAUAUUCCAACCUCUAGAGCUUUUCAGGCUCCUCCAUUGUUGGUACAUGGUCCUCAAGGCACAGAAACUUCAGCUUUUGGUGCUGGAUUAGCUAGUAACGUUGACGAAAAUGUUAUUUUUCAUUUAAAGGCUCAACUUUUAUGCAGAGCAUAUCAAGUAAGAGGCCAUCUUAAAGCACAUAUUGAUCCGUUAAAAAUUUCCUUUGGUGAUGAUAAAUUCAAACCUACUCCACCAGAAUUAACGAUCGAAUAUUAUGGUUUUACUGAAAAAGACUUAGACAGGGAAAUCAAUUUAGGCCCAGGUAUUUUACCAAGAUUCGCAAGAGAAGGUAGACAAGCCAUGACUCUAAGAGAAAUCAUAAAUCAUUUAGAAAAAUUAUACUGUCAAUCAUAUGGAAUUCAAUACACUCACAUACCUUCUAAGGAAAAAUGUGAAUGGUUAAGAGAUAGAAUCGAAGUUGAAAAUCCAUAUUCUUACAAUGUUGAUCAAAAGAGACAAAUUUUGGACAGACUUAUAUGGGCAACCUCAUUUGAAUCGUUUUUAUCUACUAAAUUCCCUAAUGACAAAAGAUUUGGUUUAGAAGGGUUAGAAGCCGUUGUUCCCGGUAUUAAAACUUUGAUCGAUCGUUCUGUAGAACUAGGUGUCGAAGAUGUCGUCUUAGGUAUGGCUCAUCGUGGCAGACUCAAUGUGCUAUCUAACGUUGUUCGUAAGCCAAAUGAAUCUAUCUUUGCUGAAUUUAAAGGAACUGGUACUACAGAUCAAGCAGAGGGUUCUGGUGACGUAAAAUACCAUUUAGGGAUGAAUUACCAGAGACCCACAACUUCUGGUAAAUACGUUAAUCUAUCCUUAGUCGCCAAUCCAUCUCACUUAGAAUCCCAAGACCCUGUUGUUCUUGGUAGAACCAGAGCUUUAUUACACGCCAAAAAUGAUUUGAAGAACAAGACUAAGGCUCUAGGUGUGUUAUUACAUGGUGACGCUGCUUUUGCAGGGCAGGGCGUUGUUUAUGAAACUAUGGGUUUCGUUAACUUAUCUGAAUACUCUACUGGUGGUACUAUUCAUAUCAUUACAAACAACCAAAUUGGGUUCACCACUGAUCCAAGAUUUGCCAGAUCCACUCCAUAUCCCUCUGAUUUAGCUAAAGCAAUUGACGCUCCAAUUUUCCACUGUAAUGCUAACGACGUCGAAGCUGUUACAUUUAUCUUUAAUUUGGCUGCUGAAUGGAGAAAUACAUUCCACACUGAUGCUAUUAUUGAUGUUGUUGGUUGGAGAAAACAUGGCCAUAAUGAAACUGAUCAGCCAGCAUUUACCCAACCAUUAAUGUACAAACAAAUUUCUAAACAAAAGUCUGUAAUUGAUGUAUACACUGAAAAAUUAGUUUCUGAUGGAACUUUCACCACACAGGACAUUGAAGAACAUAAGAAGUGGGUUUGGGGUUUGUUUGAGGAGGCCUUUGAAAAGUCGAAAGAUUAUGUUCCAACUCAAAGAGAAUGGUUAACUGCUGCAUGGGAAGGAUUUAAAUCUCCAAAGGAAUUAGCUACUGAGAUUUUACCUCAUGAACCAACUAAUGUUUCUACCGAUAUAUUACAACACAUCGGUAAAGUCAUUUCUUCCUGGCCGGAGGGAUUUGAAGUUCACAGAAACUUAAAGAGAAUCCUAAAUCAAAGGGGUAAAACAAUCAAACAGGGUGAAGGCAUUGAUUGGGCCACAGGUGAAGCUUUAGCCUAUGGCUCUCUAGUUCUUGAGGGUCAUAACGUAAGAGUCUCUGGUGAAGAUGUUGAAAGAGGUACCUUCUCUCAACGUCAUGCGGUCUUACAUGAUCAAAAAUCUGAGACCACAUAUACCCCACUAAAACAUUUAUCUGAAAAACAAGCUGAUUUUUCUAUUUGCAAUUCAUCCUUGUCUGAAUAUGCUGUAAUGGGUUUUGAAUAUGGUUAUUCUUUAACUUCACCAGACUAUUUAGUUGUUUGGGAAGCUCAAUUUGGUGAUUUUGCCAAUACUGCGCAAGUGAUUAUUGAUCAAUUCAUUGCAGGUGGUGAACAAAAAUGGAAACAACGUUCAGGCUUAGUCCUGUCUUUACCACAUGGUUAUGAUGGUCAAGGCCCUGAACAUUCUUCUGGUAGGUUGGAAAGAUUCUUACAAUUGGCUAACGAAGACCCAAGAUAUUUCCCAUCCCCUAAAAAGUUACAAAGACAACAUCAAGAUUGUAACUUCCAGGUUGCUUAUCCAACUACUCCAGCUAACUUAUUCCAUAUUAUCAGAAGACAACAACAUCGUCAAUUCCGUAAGCCAUUAGCAUUAUUCUUCUCAAAACAAUUAUUGCGUCACCCCCUAGCAAAAUCUCCAUUGAAUGAUUUUACUAAUGGUAAAUUCCAAUGGAUUAUUGAAGAUAUUGAACAUGGCAAGGCUAUUAGUACCAAGGAAGAGACAAAGAGGUUAGUUAUGCUAACAGGUCAAGUAUAUACAGCCUUGCAUAAGAGACGUGAAUACUUAAAAGAUAGAAAUACUGCCUUUUUAAAGAUCGAACAGCUUCACCCAUUCCCAUUCGAACAACUGCGUGACACCUUAAACUCUUAUCCACACCUAGAAGAUAUUAUUUGGUGUCAAGAAGAGCCAUUAAAUAUGGGUGCAUGGGCUUAUGUUCAACCAAGAUUGAAGACUACAUUAAAAGAAACUGAACAAUACAAGAAUCAUGAAGUUAGGUAUUGUGGUAGAAAUCCAAGUGGUGCUGUUGCAGCUGGUUCUAAAGGUCUACAUCUUGCUGAAGAAGAUCAAUUCUUGCGUGAUGUCUUCCAACAAGAAUUUAAUGAAUAA